UCUCAGGUCUAGUAAGACAUAGUCAAAAGAAAUAAAAAAUUAGAAGAAAUUCAUAACUUUACUUUUUAGUGCAUGCUAAAUACCAACCAAAAUUAAUUAUUUAACGGAAAUGGCAGCAGACAACGGUUCAGAAAUCGAGUGUCCAAGUCCAGAUGUAGGAGAUUCACGGAAAAGACCUCUGGAUGGUGAUGUUGAUAGCUCUUUAACGAAAAGAUCCCAUUUUAGUUCAGGUGAAGCAAGCGCCACGUACCAUUUUAAAACACUUAUACCUUCUGUUGCUGCGGGAGCCAUAAUAGGGAAAGGAGGCGAGACAAUUGCUAGUUUACAAAAAGAAACUAGCGCGAGAGUGAAAAUGUCUAAGUCGCACGAUUUUUAUCCAGGAACCACGGAAAGAAUUUGUCUUAUAACUGGAACACCUGAAUCAAUUUUGACUGUUUUGGAUUUUAUUAUGGAUAAAAUUAGAGAAAAACCAGAUCUAACAAAGCCGUCUGUCACUGAACUAGACUCAAAACAAACGCAUGAACGUGAAAAACAAGUAAAAAUCCUUGUACCCAAUUCAACAGCUGGAAUGAUAAUUGGGAAAGCUGGGGCAUUUAUUAAGCAAAUAAAGGAAGAGUCUGGAUCAUAUAUUCAAAUUUCUCAAAAACCAAAGGAUCUUGCACUUCAAGAACGUUGUGUCACAAUAGUUGGAGAAAAAGACCAUAAUAAGAUAGCUUGCAAAUUAAUAUUAUCGAAAAUAAUCGAAGAUCCCUUAUCUGGAACUUGUACAAAUGUGUCUUAUGCUGACAUAAAUGGACCUGUUGCUAAUUUCAACCCAACUGGUUCUCCAUAUGCUUCUCAUCAAACGACAAACUUUAAUUCAAGUACCGCAUCCCUCAACUCUUCUGUUACUACCAAUACCGGAAAUACAAAUUUAAUGAUUAAUGGUACUGGCCUACAUUUGACUUUAAAUUUAGGAGCUCCAGCCAAUACAGCAAGCUCAGCAAUAACUACCCAAUUUUUAGAUCAAAUAAAGACCGUGAUGCGUAAUUCUGGAUAUAAUGAUUCUGUAAUUGCUGAAGUGUGUACUGCAUUAAGCAUUUUAGCUAAGUACGGCAUAUUAGGGAUCGGGUUUGGUUUAAAUACUACAAAUCCAGCGGUCAAUUGUUUCAAUUUACCUACUUUGGAACAAACAAACAAUACAUCAACAACUAAUAAUGUUUUAGGUGCAAUUGGACAAAUCAACUUGGAUUCAUACAUAGGUGCGGUGUCACCAUCAACUGGAACUUCUUUAGAAGGAUUAGAAAUGUUUAGAUCUUCAACAAUGCAAGCUAAUGCCCCAUUAGCUUUGAAUAAUAAUAAUUUUUCUAUUUCUGGAAACCAAUCUGUGCAACCAAAUUUCAACAAAUCCAUGUUGACCCCAGAAACAACUAGUAAGGAGAAAAAUGUAGAAAUUCCAGAAGUUAUUGUUGGUGCAAUAUUAGGACCUGGAGGAAGAAGUUUGAUAGAAAUACAACAUGUUUCAGGAGCAAAUAUUCAAAUAUCUAAAAAAGGCACAUUUGCUCCAGGAACUAGAAAUAGAAUCGUUACCAUUACUGGACAACCAAGUGCAAUAACAAUGGCUCAUUAUUUGAUUGAACAACGGAUAUCUGAAGAGGAAAUGAAACGUGCUUGUCAGAUUAAACUUCCAACCAAUGUCAUCCAAUAAGCUAUUUGUUUUGUUGACUUUAUCAAGAAUAUUAAUUAAUGUUAAUCGAGUCUAAAAUAAAUUAUGUACUAUUCAGAGCCGUAUGAAUAUUUGUGAUGCCAGCAAUUUUUCAUUAACUGUUAAAGAAUAACGUUUAGCACUCUUAACAAUUUAUAGUUUACCAGUGUUAUGAAUAAAUAGUAUAGUUUAUUAAAUAAAUAAAUCCAAUUUAAAAUUGUUAGUAAUAUGACGAAGAUUAUAUAGUAACUAAAUAUAUUAAUAUAUUGAAGAUUUAUUUUUAAAGAUUAAUAUGCGCAAUUACCUACCACAAAAUAUAUAAAUAAAUUAAAAUAACAUGGAAUAUAGCAAACCAAUAAUUGAAAAAUUAAUAGUAGAACCCUAUAGUAAAAAUUCAUACCAUUAUGUUUACUGACUAUCUCAUAUAAAAAUGUAUAUAGAAAAUUAAAUUCAAUCGAAAGACACUGACACUUUCAAACCGAUAAAAGUUGCCAUUAUAUCAUUUAUAGACAAAAGCUGAAUUAUUUUUUUUGUCUGAUUUCUCGUCAUGACGUUAAUUUGAAAAUAUUUGAGCUCUAAAAUAUGUAUUAGCUGAUUAAACACAACAUAAUUGCGAGAAUAGAUAAUUCAUAACUAAAUAGGUACUAAAUAAAUAAAAUUAUCCAAAUAUUGAUAAAAUUUUUGACUUAAAAAAGUGACUUAGAUCAAGUCAGAAAAAGAAACUCCAACAGACAGUCAGCACUAAAGCAGUUAAAAAUCUAAAAUAUAUCACUCACUAAGAAAAUAAUUUUAAAGUCAUAUAUCCAACUUCUGCACAAAAUUUCUAUUAUAUUAUAAAACUAAAAAAUGGGUUCUAAUUGUUUUUAAACCUUUAGCUCUCUUUCGAUCAUUUAGUAAAUUUAUAUAUUUUUUGUUUUUUCUAUACCGGUCUUACAAUUUUUUAAAUAUAAAAUCUGCUAAACUGAUUUAAACUCAAAAAUACGUUCUUUGCUUUGGAAACAAAAUUAUAAUUUUAAAUCGACAUUUUUGAACUUCGAUCAUAAAACUGUUUUCUUUAUACGUCAUUACGGUACAAAUUAUAUAUAACAUUUUCAAUCAAACAUCUAAGGAUGUGUUUUAAAGUCAAUAUCUCUCCUUUUAGAUAUACAUACAUAUAUACAUAGAUAAUACAUUAUAUUUUUUUCUGAAGUGAUUCAUUACAUUGAAUACAAGAACAUUAUUAGAACGACAUUAAUGAAUAAAAAAUAAUAAAAUAACAAUAAGAAUCUUUUCAUCCAAAAGCAUGUUAAGAUUUUCAAUGCUCAUUAAAAUUUACUUUAAAUGCAAUUAGAGCUCACUAUUGGCCAUGAAAGUUUAGACUACUAUUUAAAAGAUUUUACUGAAAGUAGAUUACAGAAAUGUAAAAAAAACUAUAUACCAUAAUAGAGAGGUGGUCAGGUAUAUAUUAUAUUAUAUUAUAUUGAUAGUCAAUAUAGUAUAAACAUAGAUAAUUACACAACUUAUUAAAAAAAAUAGCUGUGUAAGUAUGUAGAUAGUUAUUUUAAGCAGGAAUAUGUUAUAAAAUUGUUGUUAAAAUUUUAAUGUUAUCUUGAAAAAAGUAAACGAAAUGUU
Culicoides brevitarsis is the source of this 3295-nucleotide messenger RNA. RefSeq names its product RNA-binding protein Pasilla (gene pasilla). The transcript has 6 exons. Gene Ontology annotation, biological process: mRNA splicing, via spliceosome; regulation of alternative mRNA splicing, via spliceosome. Gene Ontology annotation, cellular component: nucleus; cytoplasm. NCBI's taxonomy places the organism in Eukaryota, Metazoa, Arthropoda, Insecta, Diptera, Ceratopogonidae. The record is from RefSeq and is a predicted model, not a curated record. Bases 110 to 1687 code for a protein of 525 amino acids. Gene Ontology annotation, molecular function: mRNA binding.